AUGGCUUCUGAAAUCAACCCCAAGACAGAAGCCUUUGACGCCCACGAUGGCUCACCACGAUAUGACGAGAAGCAAGGCACCACAGAGCCCAUUCAGACACCCAAGGGAUCAUGGGCAAUGCGAAAUGGCCUCACCAUCGAGUCCUUCAAGCCCCAUGAUGAUUACGCCAAGGGCACCGUUGAGCUCUCGCGAGAUAUGAAGCCCCGCCAUCUCAACAUGAUUGCUAUCGGUGGCAGUAUUGGUGCCGGUUUCUUCGUUGGUAGUGGUGGCGCACUUCAGACUGGAGGUCCAGGCUCGUUGACUAUUGGCUUUUUGAUCAUGGGUGUCAUGAUCUUCAAUGUCGUCUAUGCGCUUGGUGAACUUGCCGUCAUGUACCCAGUCUCUGGUGGUUUCUAUACCUAUGCUAACCGAUUCGUGGAUCCUUCUUGGGGUUUCGCCAUGGGUUGGAAUUAUGUCAUGCAAUGGGCUUUUGUUCUUCCUCUCGAACUGACAGUUUGUGGUACCGUCAUUCAGUAUUGGGCACCAGACACCAGUGUGGCCAUCUGGGUCAGCGUUUUCCUCGCCGUCAUUAUUAUCGUCAACAUCUUCGGAACUCUUGGAUAUGCCGAGGAAGAAUUCUGGGCUGCCCUCCUUAAACUCUCAGCUACAGUCAUCUUCAUGAUCGUUGCUGUCGUUCUUGUCUGCGGUGGAGGUCCAUCUAAUGGCAUCUACGAUGAGUACUGGGGUGCACGUCUUUGGCACAACCCAGGUGCUUUCCAGCAUGGCUUCAGAGGAUUCUGCGGUGUCUUCGUCACUGCAGCUUUCUCCUUCAGUGGAACAGAACUAGUCGGUCUUGCUGCUGCUGAAGCCAAGAACCCAGCCAAGGCCCUCCCAGGUGCCAUCAAGCAAGUCUUCUGGCGAAUCACCCUCUUUUACGUCGUUGGUCUCCUCCUUGUUGGCUUCCUCGUGUCUUCAACCGAUAAGAGACUUCUCAACGCCGGAAACAACAACCCUAGCGCCUCUCCUUUCGUUAUUGCCGCGUCCAACGCUGGACUGAAGGGAUACGAUUCCUUCAUGAACGUCAUCAUCCUUGUUUCCGUCCUGUCCAUCGGUGUUUCAUGUGUUUACGGUGGUAGCCGAACCCUAGUAGCUUUGGCGCAACAGGGCUAUGCCCCUAAGUUCUUCUCUUUCAUUGACAAGUCUGGACGACCUCUUCCUGCUGUUGUUUCCAUCAUCGCCAUUGGAGCUCUCGGUUACAUCAGUGUCGAUGGUGAAGGCACCACUGUUUUCAUCUGGCUACAGGCCCUUUCAGGUUUGGCUGCUUUGUUCACCUGGGGUUCUAUCUGCCUGUGCCAUAUUCGCUUCCGAUCCGCCUGGAAGUACCAUGGCCACACUCUUGACGAAAUUCCCUUCCAGCACGUCUUUGGCGUUUGGGGAUCCUGGGUCGGACUGGUCAUCAUUGUUAUCGUUCUUAUCGCGCAGUUUUAUACCGCCAUAACCAAUAUUGAUGGAUCUGUUGGUACGGCAGAGGGUUUCUUUCAGUCCUAUCUGGCUAUGCCUGUCGUCAUAUUGUUCUACGUAAUCGGAUAUGUCUGGAAGAGAGAGGGAUGGAGGAAGAUCAGCGAGAUUGAUUUGGACACCGGUCGCCGAGAGCACGAUUGGGAAACUAUCAAUGCUUAUCGUCAGCAGCUUGCUAAUGGCCCUGCGUGGAAGCGUGUGUGGCAUCACUUGUUCUAG
This is a messenger RNA of Fusarium pseudograminearum CS3096, 1716 nucleotides long. RefSeq lists its product as uncharacterized. Gene Ontology annotation, molecular function: amino acid transmembrane transporter activity. Bases 1 to 1716 code for a protein of 571 amino acids. Lineage: Eukaryota; Fungi; Ascomycota; Sordariomycetes; Hypocreales; Nectriaceae. The record is from RefSeq and is a predicted model, not a curated record. The transcript has 5 exons. Gene Ontology annotation, cellular component: membrane. Gene Ontology annotation, biological process: amino acid transmembrane transport.